Molecule: messenger RNA, 612 nt
Organism: Ostertagia ostertagi
Lineage: Eukaryota; Metazoa; Nematoda; Chromadorea; Rhabditida; Trichostrongylidae
Source: the annotation of a GenBank genome assembly
AUGAGGCGGAGACAAAUGGUCGUCAGAGACGCUAACCUUGAUAGGGCUAACCUCACGGUAACGGCUGAACGGCUGCUAUUAUGGGUUGGUAUCCAGUCGAAGCUGCUUCUUCAAUUGAACACCUCUCGUGGACUGGACAGCUUCGCAGCAUAUACAGCGAGCCGCAUUGUUAUGUGCCCACGAGAUGCACAUAAGUACGAUCCGUUCCUUGAGGUCGUCCCAUUCGACGCUGGUAAUCAACUGAGUAAGCUGCUGAUGGCAGCUUACUCUGAUGCAUACCAUAGAAGUAGGAAAGCGUCGGUGGUAAUUGUGCUGAAAUCGGCAGCUGGUAUUGCGACAGUUGUACUUCUUGGCGAGAUCAUAUCGCCAAGCUCAUCGCAAAGGUAUAGCUCUUGCGUGAGUUACGAUGAGACUGCAGAGAGUUGCUAUGCGGUUCGCAAAUGCAAGCUGGAUACUGAGGGGCCGACCCUUAGCGAAGAGUUCGGUACAGGAGAGCUGUUGCACUUCCAGACCAAGAACCAUGACAUGUGGUCGGACUUGCUGUACAAGAAAAACCUAGAGUUUUCCUAUGUUAUCAACGUCAUGCGCGACUAUGACAGACUCCAAAGACUC